ACUCACUCGGUGUGUUUUUCAAUAAGAGAGGUCCGAGUGGAUGGAGCGAUCAUACUAUACAUAGGUGGGUAUGGGCGUAACUGUCUAUAAACAAGUAUUCAAAUGGGGCGAUUAGUGCAUGGAUUGGAUAAGUAAAUAAAGAAGCAAUAAACUGCAUCAAAUUGGCAGCUGAAGUUUAACUUCUCUGGCCUCUGGGUGCCUCCGAUUCCCAUGGUUCCCACUAAGGCGUGGAACAUCGAACAACAGUGACGCACCAUGAGUUUCCGCGGCAAAGACGUGGGCAAGAUCGCCGGUCUAUACGACCUGGAGCACACCAUCGGCAAGGGCCACUACGCCGUGGUGCGGCUGGCGCGCCACGUGUUCACCGGCGAGCGCGUGGCCGUCAAGGUGAUCGAUAAGACCAAGCUGGACCCGGUGUCGCGCGAGCACCUGUUCCAGGAGGUGCGCUGCAUGAAGCUGGUGCAGCACCCGCACAUCGUGCGACUCUAUGAGGUGAUUGACACGCAGACCAAGCUGUACUUGAUCCUGGAGCUGGCCGACGGCGGAGACAUGUACGACUACAUCAUGAAACACGAGACUGGCCUGAACGAGCGCCUGGGACGCAAGUACUUCCGUCAGAUCGUGCAGGCCAUCUCCUACUGUCACAAACUGCACGUAGUGCACCGCGACCUCAAACCGGAGAACGUCGUCUUCUUCGAGAAACUCGGCGUGGUGAAGCUGACGGACUUUGGCUUCAGCAACAAGUUCCUGCCGGGCCAGAAGCUGGAGACGUCGUGUGGGAGUCUGGCUUAUAGUGCGCCGGAGAUCCUGCUCGGCGACUCGUACGACCCCACCUCAGUCGACGUGUGGUCGCUCGGCGCCGUGCUCUACAUGCUGGUGAGCGGCUACCCGCCGUUCCAAGAGGCCAACGACAGUGAGACGCUGACCAUGAUUAUGGACUGCAAGUACCGGGUGCCUGACACCGUCUCUGAGGGAUGCCGCAGGCUGAUUGGUCGGAUGCUGCAGCGGGACCCGUCUCGGCGCGCCUCCCUGCAGGAGAUCGAGUCGGAUCCGUGGCUGAACGCUGCAGAGCUGGGCGAGCCGCUGACCGCCUACGUGCCGCUCGUCAGCCGGCAGCACCUCAGUGAGGAGGAACACGCGCUCAUCGUGCAGAAAAUCGCCAACGGCGGGCUGGGCUCGCGCGAGGAGAUACUGGACGCUUUGGAUCGGGACGAGUACAACUACAUAACGGCCACGUAUUUCCUGUUGGCUGAGCGCCGGCUGCGGGCCGCCAGGGACCACGCGCACCUCAUCGGCUCGGUGCAGGGCGCCCAGCUGUCGCCACUGGACACAGUGAGCCGUCCAACGGCCACCACGCCGGGCGCCCGGCCGCCGUCGGGCGUCCACUUUCUGUCACCACAGGAGCCGCGACAGGCGGGCGGGACACCGAGACCGCUCAGCAUGCCGCCACAGCCGGCGGGCGCCGAGGGAAGCGAUCCCGGUCGGCCGCGGCCCGCCGGUCCGUCAGACUCCCCGCAAGCGUCUGCCGCCGUCCGGGUGCCGCCCCCUCGGCCGCGCGCCUCCUCCCCGAAACUGCACCUGGCGCUGGAGCCGGGCGCUGCGGCGGCGCGCCCGGUGCCCCCCGCUCCCUACCCGCUCACCUCCAACCUGGGCCUGCACGGCCACACGCCGCAGUCGAGUCUGAGCUCGUCGCCAGGCAGCCCGGGCUCGUGGCUGGUGUCCCCCCACUCGUCCAAUCCGCCGUCUCCGUCUCUGGCGGCCGGGCCGCGGCCCAAGGCGUCCGGCUCGGGCCCGCCGCGCCGGCUGCACGCCGUACGCAGCUCGCCGCAGCUGCUGGAGAUCCAUGAGGACGAGGAAGAGGACGAGGACGAGGAAGAGCUGCCCACGCCGCUGGCCACGCGCACCCUGGCCUCGCCGGCGCUGCUGCGGCGCAUGGAGAGCCGGCGCCGCGGCCGGCCGGCGCGCACCACCUCCUGCUCCUCCUCAGACGCCUCGGACGACGAGGAACGCAAACGGGAGCGUGAGGCCGUCAUCGGUUUUGUCAAAGAGCUGCCGCGACGCGACUCGCACGACGACUCGAGUGACUCGGCCGAGAGCGGCCCCGUGGGCCGGCUGUCGCGCGGUCUGCAGCGCCGCCUGGUCACCCGGCCGGCCGACUCGGGCGGGGGAGGCAGCGGCGGCGGCGGAGGCGCGAGGGACCAGCGCGACGGGCACGGCGGCGGCGGCAGCGGCGGCGGACACGCCAGGAAGUACCGCGCCAAGUCGGCGUCCGGCCGGCUCACUCGCACCGGCGCGUCGCGCGUGCCCAACAGCCGCUCGCUCAACUGCAUCUCGGAGCUGCACGUGCUCGAGUUCGGCGCGCUGUCGCCGUCGCGUGCCGAGCUCUCUGCGGAACCGCUGACGGCCAGCUCAGAGAACAUCUUCACAACGGCGGACAACAUCACCAAUAUCUACGUGCACAGCGGCUCGGCGGGCGGCUCGCCGCCGGCCGGCUCGCACGUCAGCGUGGUGCGCCUGUCGGGCGGCGCGCCGCUGGGCGUCUUCCUGGAGCUGGCCGACCGGCGCGAGGGCCGUCUGCUGCUGGCCGGCGGCGGCGAGCAGCGGCCGCCGCGGGCUGACGGCUCGACCGCCCUCGACAGCGCCCAGUACGUGUGGGCGGCUGGGUGAGCGGCGGCACUGCGGCGCGGCGGCCGUUUUAACCGGUGAGUUUUAGCUGUGUUACGAAUGGGACGUGUAUAUGUUGACUGUGAAUGUUGUGGGAGGGAGGGAGCGCGAGGCCCUGUCCCCUGCCCCCCGUUUUGUAUCCAAUCCGUUACCUGUAUGCGUCUGUGACGCGUGUGACUGACGGUGUGGUUGUUACUGUCGCGCCGGACCCGGGCGCCUGCACCAGGCGUUAGCCGGCCCGAGAGCCUCACGCUCGUCUGACUGUCGGUCGGGCGAAGAGUUACGUGCGCGCCUCUUCCCCUCCCGACUGGGCGCGACCCUCCCCUGCCGGCCGGGCCCACCUCUGUUGACACGGCGUCUGUUUAACGUUCGACGGUGGCCAAUGUUAUACAUAUACGGGCCGCCGCCGCGCCGCGCCCCCUGUGUCGGAUGUUUAGCGGGCGUGUAGACGACGCCCGCCGAGUCGGGACAGGUGUACAGUGUGCGCGCCGCGCCCGCCGCUCUCCGUGUUCGGUGUACCUCCCGCCGUGCGUAUCGCGCUUCCCUGUAGAGGCGUGUGUGUACCGUUCGGUGUACCUGCGGCUCGACUCUGUGUGGUGUACACACAGCGGCUCUCCCCCCCCCCCUCGGUGUACCGUGUGUCGAUGUUACGCCGGUGUUCCGGCGAGGACCACUCAGCUGCAUUUCUCUCGGUGGCCGACCGCCCCGGACUGACCGCUAGGUGCGUACGUUAUUUAUUGUCGGCGGCCCGCUAACAGGCGUUGGCCGGUCGCCGCCCUGCUGCAGUCAUACUUGGAUCUAGUCAAACUGAACUGUUGGCAAUAAUAUAUUCUGCACUAGAG
Molecule: messenger RNA, 3506 nt
Organism: Amphibalanus amphitrite
Lineage: Eukaryota; Metazoa; Arthropoda; Thecostraca; Balanomorpha; Balanidae
Gene: Snrk
Product: SNF-related serine/threonine-protein kinase-like
Exons: 8
Coding region: 256-2667 (803 amino acids)
Biological process (GO): intracellular signal transduction; microtubule cytoskeleton organization; protein phosphorylation
Cellular component (GO): cytoplasm
Molecular function (GO): tau-protein kinase activity; ATP binding; protein serine/threonine kinase activity
Source: RefSeq, a predicted model, not a curated record